AUGUUCAAUAUAAUCAAGGAUUUUGAUGCUCAAGCAGCAUCAAACUAUAUCAACCCGUAUGCUGUGGAUGUGAUCCGGACAAAGAGAAGGGAUCUGGUUUAUGGGAUCUCACAUACUGAGGAUCUACUGGAUCUACUGGUCACAGAGGGGGUCAUGACAGCAGCCAAGAGAUCCAUCAUUUUGACCAUCAGGACUCGCAAAGAUCAGAAUUCCAGGGUCCUUGACAUCAUGGAGGCCAGAGGUGAGAGGGCAUGUCGGAAGUUUUUCCAUCCCUGUCUUAUGCUGGCAGAGCCCAACAUUUACCUGCAAAUCAAGACCUAUUUGGGGAAUGUGAACGAACAUAUUAGAGACACAAGGAGACAGCUGAUUGGAUAUUUGCUGGAGAGGGAAAAGGAGGGGAUGGCAGGAAUUGUCACCCAGACUCAUAAGAAGACUAGUAGUUUAUUUCCCAUUGAAAAAACUAAAAGAUUUAGCCUUGAGAUUGAAGACAGCAGCACUGUGCCUCCUGAGAAUGAGGCGCCACAAUGUAAACCAGAAAACCGCAUUCACAUGGUUGCUACAGAUGGAGAGCAGGUACUGCUGGAAGAGCUGUUAGAAGAAGAAACUAAUAUUAACAUUGUCAGUUCCUCCAAAGAGACUCUUUUACAUGUAGCUGCUAAGCACGGGCAUCUAUCCAUCAUUGAGCUUUUGAUUCGUAAAGGAGCCAGACUGGAGCUGCAGGAUAAUAAUGGUCACACAGCUCUUCACAAUGCAGCCAGCUGGGGUCACACAGACAUAGUCAGGGCCCUCUUAAAGGCCAGUGCCUCUAUCUACACUUUGGAUCUCCACAACAAAACUCCCAUUCACCUGGCAGCAGAAAAUGAGCACCUGGAUUCUGUGAAAGUGCUGGUGAAGGAGGAGGCCAAGCAGUCUGAGAGCCACACACGGGACAUGUUUCUCCACAUGGCAGCCACAGAAGACAACUGGAGGCUGGCUGAGUUGCUGCUGCAGAGUGGGGCCGCUGUUGAUGCCAGAAACAACUUUAACAAAACAGCUCUGUUUUAUGCAGUUGCUAGGAGCAAUGAGAAAACCGCGAGUGUCCUCCUAAACUCAGGAGCUAAAGUUGACUAUGACAUUAUAAAUGAAGCCAUUAAGCUCAACCAAGAAUCAAUUCUCCGCCUGCUGCUUGCUAAUGCCAAAGAGGUUCUGAGUGAGGAAGCACUGGGCUCUGCUCUCUUCUCAGCUGUUAGACAGAACCAUGAUAGAGUGGUAAACGCUCUGAUAGACAGCGGAGCAAAUGUGAACCUGUGUGACAAACAGGGAUACACUCCUGUCCUGUUGUCGGCUGAGCUGGGACACACUGAAGUCCUCAGAGUGCUGGUAGCAAAACAGGCCAAACUGGUUGCUACUUUACCUGACCUCUCCUCAGCCUUGCACCUGGCUGUUCACAGUGGCAGUGUGCCCAUAGUGCAGAUAUUGCUGGAAAAGGGAUUAGACUCCAAUAUCACCGGACCUAAAGCUCUAACCCCUCUACACCUGGCUGCUCAGUGUAAUAGAUCAAACUUAGUCGGUCUGUUGGUAAAAGCUGGAGCACAGGUAAAUGCAGUUGCCCAGGACGGACUGACCCCUCUGCAUUUAGCCAGUCAGCAGGGCCAUGCAGACGCAGUGAUCCAGCUUCUUCGAGACAAGGCAGAUCCAGGAGUCAAGGACAGGCUGGGGAGGACAGCUCUGCACUGGGCAGCCUCUUCCCAGGGAGAGAGCAGUGUGGUGGAUUUGCUGCUGUCAGCCAAAGCCAACCCAAGCACCACUGACAAUGAGAAAAGAACUGCUCUCCACCUGGCUGCUAUGGAGGGGAAAUUAGACGCUGUGACUUCACUGUUGUCCCACAAGGCAAAGGGAGGGGCUAAAGACAUGGAUGGCUCCACGCCUCUACAUUACGCAGCAGCUGGUGGGCAUGCCAGCGUGGUUUCAGCUCUUCUACAGUCACUCAACAGUAAGAGGAGGGAGGAGAGGAAUGCAUGGAGGAAAACACUGCUUCAUGUUGCAGCUGAGAAGGGCCAUGACAGUGUGGCUGUGCUGCUGCUGGAGGCGGGGGCAAAGAUCAACACAACAGAUCACAGUAAAGACACUCCUCUGCACUGUGCUGCCAGAGGUGGACACCAGGAGGUAGUAAAGACGCUUGUAAACUGGGGCCAAGCUGGGCACAUGGGACGGAAGAAGAGGGUGAAUCUGCAGGCUACAAAUAAUGUGGGGAAGACACCACUGCAGGUGGCAGAGAGUGGAGACACACCAGAACAUGAGAACAUUGCAACUUUACUCAAGAGAAAGAUGCUUCUCACCAAGUAG
Messenger RNA from Seriola dumerili (greater amberjack), 2325 nucleotides. It is a transcript of the gene caiap, whose product is annotated as ankyrin-2-like. The transcript has 4 exons. Gene Ontology annotation, biological process: regulation of apoptotic process. Bases 1 to 2325 code for a protein of 774 amino acids. NCBI's taxonomy places the organism in Eukaryota, Metazoa, Chordata, Actinopteri, Carangiformes, Carangidae. Gene Ontology annotation, molecular function: protein binding. The record is from RefSeq and is a predicted model, not a curated record.